Monodelphis domestica (gray short-tailed opossum) is the source of this 2159-nucleotide messenger RNA. RefSeq names its product TNF superfamily member 8 (gene TNFSF8). NCBI's taxonomy places the organism in Eukaryota, Metazoa, Chordata, Mammalia, Didelphimorphia, Didelphidae. Gene Ontology annotation, molecular function: tumor necrosis factor receptor binding. The record is from RefSeq and is a predicted model, not a curated record. Gene Ontology annotation, cellular component: membrane. Gene Ontology annotation, biological process: CD8-positive, alpha-beta T cell differentiation; immune response.
AGUCACUCCACACAACUGCACACACAAAGAGAGCCGGGGGUGAGGUUGCUUCCCACUCGCCUUCUGACAUCAGAUCCCUUCGAUGUAGCUCACAGGACGACCAGCAACAAAAUCCCUGGCAAGAAAAUGCAUCUCUUUCUCCCAUUGCCUGCUGCCUUUCACUUCACGCCCCCAGAGAAGUCUUUCUUCAUCCGACAAACAGUGAAGAUUUUUUUCCAGGUCACAUGAUCCAGGAUGAAGGGGGAAAAUCCUGCUUGGAACAGAGAUGGCCUGUGAGUCUCAUCAGAUCAAGGGUGAUAAGGUGUGAGGUGGAGGGGGGAUAUAUAAAGAAUGUCCUCUGUACCACGGCAAACGUCCCUCCAACUGAAUGCUUCUCUUGAGGCAGCCAUGAAUGUGUCUGAAGGUACGGUCACAAGGCAGCUCAGGGCCACUAGCCGGACUUAUUAUUAUUUCACCACAGCCACCCUGGUUCUGUGUCUCAUCUUUUCUUUGGCGACUAUAAUGGUCUUAGUAGUUCAGAGGAAGGAACCCAUCCUUCAGCCACCUGACAUGUUCCCCCUUAAAGGAGAAAAUUGUUCAUUGGACAGCUUAAAUAUCCUGAAGAGGUCUCUAAGGACUGAGUCAUCAGCAUAUCUCCAUGUAUCAACACAAAUAAACAGUUCCAAACUGACCUGGAACAAAGAUGGCAUCCUCCAUGGCAUUGGAUAUCAUGACGGAAAUCUGAUCAUCCAAUCCCCAGGCUGGUACAUCAUCUACUGCCAGCUGCAAUUUGUUGUGCCAGAUUGUCCAGACAAUACCAUUGACCUGAAGUUGGAACUCCUCAUCAAUGACCAAAGCAAGAAGCAAACUACGGUUACGGUGUGUGAAUCAAAAACAGCAACAAAGAAUAUCUAUAGGAAUCUCUCCCAGUUCUUACUAAAGGAUCUCGAAGUCAAUAAUACUGUGUCUGUCAAGGUCAAAGAAUUCCAAUAUGUGGAUGUAUAUACCUUUCCUCAUGACAGUGUCUUGGCCAUCUUAAAAUAUAGAGAUUCUAACUGAGCAACCCUCUUUGGCCCUCGGAGAGAAACCUUCCAUCAAUACCAAAAAGCUUUUCAUAGACUAACGGGGGGGGAAAGAAGCCUUUUCUAAGGAGACUUUUAUCGCUAGAUUAAAACUCUCAACAGUGUGAAUUCCUACCCCAUUUUCUUCAUCACUUGUACUGUGAUGAUAGUAAGAGGGACUCUUGGUGGAACUCUCUUUCAGAAGGCAGACAAAAGGAACGUUAGUCAUAUAGAAGCACACUUCCCAAGCCUCCACACCUAAAAUCCCAAAACAGCGAAAGAUGGAUCAAACAAUAAAGACUGGGUUGACUCCACUUACAGUCUGAGCUGGUGAUAAUGCCCAAAAUGUUUCAGCAACUGGACAGAGAAGUACAAAGUCUCAAACACACAAUAGGGAGAUGUCCCUGUAGCAGCCCACUCCAAUACUAAAGAUAGGACUAUAGAGGAAAUGUAUUUAAAAACAAGAGAUGAUUCAAAGCAAGACUAAUUAGAUGAGAUGCUUAGCAAACUAUUAUCCAAGGCCUAUAUUUAUUCCAGUUAAGAGCAAACCAUGUCAAACACAUGCAAGCAUUAGCCUCCUGCUGCCUCAAAACAUGUAGGGCCAUCCAGUCAAUGAAUGUUAGCUGGUGACAAUGACUAUAUUGAACAGAAGGCAUAAAGGCAGCUGCUAUUGAAAUGGCUGCUAUUACAGAAGCCUGAGGUCUUUGUCUUUUGAGUGGAAGGGAAAUAGCUGUAGAUGGCUUGGACCUUCACCUCCCUUAAUACCUAAGCUGACCCCAAUUCCUGCAAGUGCUUCCCAGGGAAAUAAUUAAAUGAAAGGCUAUGUGACUACUGGGAAGGGCAGAGGAGGAACUUUAAUUCUUGGCAAGGUGAAUGGUCUAUCAUCGUGAUCCUGAUGAUAAAAGAAGGAAAUCCUAAAUGACUACUUUAACUUCACUGGUUGGGUUGGAACAAGAAUGAUUAUGAUGAAAAAAGCCUCAGUGCAAGGACUCUCUCUGUAGCCACCCAGGCUUCUGGGCAGAAGCAUAUGCUCAGGAAAAUAGCCCAAGGGGAGGUGGCUUCAUGCAGUAGGUAUAUUCCUGCCUUGUUGUACACAAAUUAAAGUUUGAUGAAUCAAAA